This is a messenger RNA of Candoia aspera, 2055 nucleotides long. It is a transcript of the gene LIN7A, whose product is annotated as lin-7 homolog A, crumbs cell polarity complex component. Lineage: Eukaryota; Metazoa; Chordata; Lepidosauria; Squamata; Candoiidae. Gene Ontology annotation, biological process: neurotransmitter secretion; protein localization to basolateral plasma membrane; maintenance of epithelial cell apical/basal polarity. Gene Ontology annotation, molecular function: L27 domain binding. Gene Ontology annotation, cellular component: basolateral plasma membrane; MPP7-DLG1-LIN7 complex; cell-cell junction. The record is from RefSeq and is a predicted model, not a curated record.
AUGCUGGAGCCCAGCGUCAUUUCAGCUUCACGAGCUGCAGACAUGGCGACGACGCUGACAGUGGUCCAGCCGCUCACUCUGGACAGAGAUAUUGCCAGAGCAAUUGAACUACUGGAGAAACUUCAAGAAUCUGGAGAAUUACCAGGACACAAGUUACAGUCACUUAAAAAAGUACUGCAGAGUGAGUUUUGUACAGCUAUCAGAGAGGUAUAUCAAUACAUGCAUGAAACCAUAAAUGUUAAUGGCUGCCCCGAAUUCCGUGCCAGGGCUACUGCCAAGGCAACAGUUGCUGCAUUUGCAGCUAGUGAAGGGCAUUCUCACCCCCGAGUGGUAGAACUGCCAAAGACGGAUGAAGGCCUUGGCUUUAAUGUAAUGGGAGGAAAAGAACAAAAUUCUCCUAUUUAUAUUUCUCGCAUAAUUCCUGGAGGAGUAGCUGAGAAGCAUGGAGGACUCAAACGGGGAGACCAGCUGCUUUCUGUUAAUGGAGUGAGUGUGGAGGGAGAACAUCAUGAGAAGGCAGUGGAGCUUCUGAAGGCUGCUAAGGACAGUGUGAAGUUGGUGGUGCGUUACACUCCCAAAGUUUUGGAUGAGAUGGAAGCUCGCUUUGAAAAACUGAGGACAGCACGGCGCAGACAACAGCAACAGUUGUUAAUUCAGCAGCAACAGCAGCAGCAGCAAAAUGCACAGCAAAAUCAUAUGUCAUAGAUGGCUCUCAAGAAAGACUUUCUAAAUCAAGAAUUUAACAACUCAAAGCUGUGCUUUGUAUUCCAACUUUACAGUAAAGAGCAACAGCAGUGAGAAUACAGCAACUGUGUUCACCAGCAAACUGUGAAAAGUACAAUAAGAUCAGUUUGGCAAAUCAGCAGCAUAAUAAACUCUUCAUGUGAUUUUUCCAAGAAUUGAAGUCUUAGGAUGAAAGGUUUCUUUGAUUCCUCUUUUAUAUGGUAAGGUUAUCAAAAUAACAACUUGUUAGCAAAAUUCAAGAAUAUUCUGAGAAAUCACAUUCAUGGCUUAUGAAUGAAUGAAUGAAUGUAUAUGUGGUCCAAUACAUAUUCUUUAUAGUGAAACUCCAAUGGGAAUUUGCCAAAACAAUGUAAGAUGGGUCCCCAUCAAGAAUGAAGACUGUCCUGAGUUUGUAGCCCUAAUGCAGCCGUCAUCUCGCUUUUAAACUAUAUUUAUAUGUGAUAGACUACAUAUAGGGAAGUACAUUAGAUUGAAUAUUCCCAUGAAAAGCAAUGUAUUACGGACAAAUGGGCUCCAUAUUUGCAUGAUUUCCCUUUUUUAUCCAUGGUUCCUUAUCUAGCACCAAGCAAUAUAUAUGAAAAAGUCUGCUUUCAUAUAUGGAUGUCUCCUUAUCUGAAUUAAGGCCUGUAUGUGAAAUGAACAACCUGAGGAAAAUAUUGCAUUGACUUACGACAUGCUAUUAUCUUGCAUAAUGUUCUCCCUUCACAAUCAUGUACAGUUGUCACAACCAAAUUAUCAUAAUUCUCUAUUUUUCCUUUUGCAUAAUUCUCCUCUUUUUCCUAGUUACAAUGUUUUGUUGAUUAAUCAGCUGAUGAGGUGUGGGAUGGAAAGGAGAAUGUUAAUUACUUGUAAUGUGAUUACUUAUAACUCGUGGUAGGUAUUAUCCUAAAGCACUAAUCCAUCUUCUCCCUCACAUAAAGAUAUGUGAAGGAGAUAUGCAGAUAGUAAGAAGGAAUGAUGAUGCUUUUGGUUCAGUGCAUAUUAUGUCACAAGCUUAAAUUGACUGAAACAGAUGAGAUUUUUUUUUAAGCUGUUUAGUUUUAGGCUUCAGAACCAUUCCAUGAAACUUACUCCUGGGUAAAAAUGUGUAGGUUUGCAGUCAGAAUCAUAUAUAUCAGAUGGGUUGGGAUUGUCUUUAGCCAUUCUGAUUGGAAAUUCUGGUAAUUUCAGUCUGAAUACAUUUGGUGAACAUUAGAUUGGAGGUAGCUGCUAUACCUUUGAGUCAAUCCUACUGAACUCAAAAAGACUUAGUUCUGAGGAGACAUAUAUAGUAGGCUGUGCCAGGUAACCACACUUUGCCUUGAGAUAGGA